GAGUCUGCAUGGGUGUGUUUCUCUAAAAGCAAUAUUGAAGAUGGGGGGGUUGAGGGCAGGGACUCCACCUGCUGCCACCUGUUCAUCUGCUCUGUCUUAUAAAAGCUGCUCCCUCACUGUCUCCAGGAUCACAGACACCUUGGACUCUUCAGGCUGUCCAAUAUUCUGGACUUUCAGCACAGCUUGGACAUCGGCCAGGCUGUAACACUGAGGGCACCUCUGCAGAACCCUGAAGCUGAAACUGGAAACUUCUCUGACAAUCCUGUUGACUUGUAUCCGAGUCUGUCUGAUCUGGGGACAUACGUCAGUUUGAUUCUUCAACCAAAAAUCAUGAAGUCUCGUCGACCCAGCUGCUCUGACUCUGGAUCUGAGUCCUCAGAACUAGACUCCAAGAGCCCAGAGAAAUAUGAGACUGCCACGAGGCGACGGAUGGCUGCCAAUGCCAGAGAGAGGAAGAGGAUGGAGGGUUUGAACACAGCCUUUGAUCGCUUGCGUAAGGUGGUCCCCCAGUGGGGUGAGGACAAGAAACUGUCCAAGUAUGAAACCCUGCAGAUGGCCCUCAGCUACAUCAUGGCUCUAAACCGGAUCCUGACAGACGCCAGGAGGCACAAUGCUCCUCACAGGCAGUGGCUGGACCUGCAGUUUGACUGUGUGCAGCCUGAAAACUACGCAUGCCUCAUGAGGUAUGACUCUCAGACCGGACAGGAGUACAUCGACUCUUCGUUCUCCUAUCAGUUCGAUGGCCAUCAGGUCCACGCAUAAACCGCUGCCAUGUGGUAGAUAAUCAGUCAUGUUGUUGGGUGUGAGUGACAAUGUGAAUAUUUCUCCUUCAGUCUUGGAGACAGUAAAUACAUUUGUAUUGCAUUAUUUUCUUUUUGUAUUUAGCUAAUUUUUGUAUGACAAUCAGAAAGACUUAAUUUUUGCUAAGAAACCCAGCAGUGUUAAGCAUCUUUUUGUUCAAGAAUAGCAAUGACAAGUAAAUGCUAGACCUCACUGAAGAUACAGGCAAUGGUGUAUUUUUUAUCAGUUAUU
Molecule: messenger RNA, 1032 nt
Organism: Larimichthys crocea (large yellow croaker)
Lineage: Eukaryota; Metazoa; Chordata; Actinopteri; Sciaenidae
Gene: atoh7
Product: atonal bHLH transcription factor 7
Exons: 1
Coding region: 331-762 (143 amino acids)
Biological process (GO): axon development; positive regulation of transcription by RNA polymerase II; sensory organ development
Cellular component (GO): nucleus
Molecular function (GO): protein dimerization activity; E-box binding; DNA-binding transcription factor activity, RNA polymerase II-specific
Source: RefSeq, a predicted model, not a curated record